AUGCACGCACGCGGUCAGAUGUCAUGCGGUGUUUACGUGCAGCGUCGAAAUUGGGGUUUCGAGAUUCGUGAUGUGAGAGCUACUUGUUCACGCAAAAGAGAGCCGCGAGCUUGGGAAGAAGCCAGCGUCAGAUUUAUGGACGGGAAGUCCCUCUUCUCAGCCCGAUUUGAAGGCAACGACUUCCGUGACAAAUACUUCGGGAGAUACACACUCUCCCUGAUUUUGGCCUCGACCCAUCUUCAGCUGCUAGAAUCUCCAUGGCUGCCAACCUCGCCCAAAAGAAAUGAUAUCCUCUUUCACGAUGCCACUGAAGAGGGGGCUCCCAUAAGACUGGACGACCCCCAUAUCAGUCAACGUAUGACGGGCUUCAUUACAGAUAACGACCCCACAUCUACGGGCAAGCAUUCCCGUCAUGUCGCCCUCGAGCAUUUGGGCAUCAUGCUGUUGGAGCUUUGCUUUGGUCAGACCAUAGAUGACCAGCCAUGGAGAAAGGCACUGCCGGCCGGUGGGAACGACACGGAGAAGACAUGCUACGAUAUAUUAGCAGCUCGCGAAUGGUUGGGUCAUGUGAACGAUGAAGCAGGCCCUGCUUAUGCCGACGCCGUCUCAUGGUGCCUCCUCGGCAAUCGAUCUGUCAAGCUCGAUCUAAGUCUCACGGGCAAAUACAUACGAGAGGAUUUAGGUUUCAAUGAGAUGUGUACGUGUAACUACGACGGCGAUGCAGAUAGUCUUUAUUGA
This is a messenger RNA of Trichoderma reesei QM6a, 738 nucleotides long. RefSeq lists its product as uncharacterized. The record is from RefSeq and is a predicted model, not a curated record. Bases 1 to 738 code for a protein of 245 amino acids. Lineage: Eukaryota; Fungi; Ascomycota; Sordariomycetes; Hypocreales; Hypocreaceae. The transcript has 5 exons.